UGCGCUGCACAGGGAGCACAGCUCCCAGGCCUCGUACAUCUGACAUUGAGAAGCUGUUCACCUCAGUCUCCCAGAGCUUGUUAUUUACAGCUCAAAGGUCAACAAUCCACAACCACUCGUCUCAGCAGCAGGGAGAGGUAUCAUCGGCGCUAACGCAAUUAUAGCAGGUAUCGCCCGUCCCUGGCCCAUGUCGCACAUCGACCUAUAUUUUUUCCGCCAACAAUCACACCCUACCGUUAUCUAGUCGAACACGAGCCGCCGCUUAGAUGCGUCGAAGUCGGUUGAGUCUGCCGCGCAGCGUGCCCAUGACCCCCGAGCCUGAGCACAGCGAGCCGUACAUAGCGCGACGCACCGAUGACUGCCCGAGGACGCCUGCGGAUAAAAACUUAUUGGCCACCUGCGUCCCCACGGAGUAUUUGGUACUCUUUGGCCUUACCCUCUCUCUUGGCUGCACGAAUUUCCAAGCAAAUAAACAAACUCGAGUCGACCAAACAACCUGCACAGGCCGUCAAAUUCACGAUCGUCCACCGCCGCAGUUGAUCAACGUCGAACCCCAGAUAUCGGUGCCCACACCGAGCACGAUCGCGCUCUGCCGCGGCUAUUGGCCCCUACGGAAGGGUCUCGACAGAAGCAAGGAGAAGCCGAACCACCCUCAGGGCCCCGCGUUUGCGCUGAUUGCCCCAAACCAUGUAGGGGCUGCUAGUCUCGGCACCGUCCCGCCCCCUUCCGCUGCUUUUAAUCAAUGCAAAUAUCACGCGUGCCUGUUCUCCCUUCAGCCAGGGUCUCAAUGGAACAAGCGGGUACCCCGCGUCACCUCCCAGAUCCGGCAAGACCAAGCGCGAUACGAGCUGUCCUGGCUCAUCGACAUGCAUGAAAGUAGGACCAAGAUCGAUAUCUAUUGCCAAGCAGCUGCCCAUUCGGAGCAAACACCCCAGCCGGUGCUCUCAUCUGAUCCGCAGCAGUGGUACUCCGGCUCUCCGUCGAGCAAGGUUCGGCAGGGCUUGUGCGAGGGUACGAGCCGAGGGCACGGUGUGCGUGCUUUCCAAGUCUGCACUGCAGUACACAUCUCGAUGGCGGAUCCUCAGGGCCGCCUCGAAGCACCCGAGGAAGACGCACAGCUCAUUUAG
Messenger RNA from Phanerochaete carnosa HHB-10118-sp, 1127 nucleotides. RefSeq lists its product as uncharacterized. Bases 267 to 1127 code for a protein of 286 amino acids. The transcript is spliced from 3 exons. The record is from RefSeq and is a predicted model, not a curated record. NCBI's taxonomy places the organism in Eukaryota, Fungi, Basidiomycota, Agaricomycetes, Polyporales, Phanerochaetaceae.